This is a messenger RNA of Bactrocera oleae (olive fruit fly), 972 nucleotides long. RefSeq names its product ribosomal protein L28 (gene RpL28). NCBI's taxonomy places the organism in Eukaryota, Metazoa, Arthropoda, Insecta, Diptera, Tephritidae. Gene Ontology annotation, biological process: translation. Gene Ontology annotation, cellular component: ribosome; cytosolic large ribosomal subunit. The record is from RefSeq and is a predicted model, not a curated record. Gene Ontology annotation, molecular function: structural constituent of ribosome.
AACAACUAAAUCACAAAAUGUUAACGAAUUCGUUAACAUUCUCUGCUAAUAUGGUGCUAAGUAAAUAACAAUGAGAAAAUAUACACAAUUUCUUUAAUGUUUCUCUUUAAAAUGGGCAAAAUUAUUCUGUUGAGUCGAUAUGCAACAAUAUCUAAUAUUAUAAAUUAGUGUUUUACGGAUGCAUUUUCAUAAUUUCUAUUAAUGUAUUUAUUUUUAUCUUGUAUCACCCUGUUAAGCAGUGUACAAUUAUUCAGCGCUUUCCUAACAUUUCCUUAAUGCCUAUUUGACAAACCACCAACGGCUACUAACUUCAUUUCAGAUAUGGCGUUUCCUGGUUCUUUUCGUCAUCGUUGUCAACAGAAAAAGACUCGAGAUGGCCACCACAUCGCCUCAUCUUAACUGGUUGAUUAUCCGCAACAACAACUCCUUCCUCUUGAAGAAGCGUGAUGUGAAGAAACCUUUCAGCACUGAGGCCAACAAUUUGACCAAUGUGAGCUCUUUCCGCUACAGCGGCUUGGUACACAAAAAAACCGUUGGUGUUGUACCAGCUGCCGACAAGAAAGGAUUCUCGGUCGUUUUGAAGAAGGGCAAAUAUGCUCAACGCCCCGCUAAGAACACAGUACGUGUUUCAUUCAAGUCAGGCCCCAGAAGGUCAUUGAAAAAACUGAGGAACCUUUUGACCGGUGCUAAAUACCGCAAGGACUUGACACAGGCUGCUCUACGCCGUGCGUCUGCCGUGCUUGCAUCGCAAAAGGCUGUCCCAGCUAAAAAUGUAAAGAAGCCUGAAUAAAUCCAAAAAUUCGAUUUUGUGAAUUGAGUUUGUAUUUUACAAAGUUGAAUAAAACAUUAAUAAUUUGUAAUUCUGUAAUUUACUACACAAUAUGGUACGAAAAGUCUCGUUCUCAUGACAGUCAAAUUGUAGGGAGUAUUUUAAUUGUUACAAAAAAUAAAAUACUGAAUGAAAGUGAAAAA